Prorocentrum cordatum is the source of this 3395-nucleotide messenger RNA. NCBI's taxonomy places the organism in Eukaryota, Dinophyceae, Prorocentrales, Prorocentraceae. The record is from the annotation of a GenBank genome assembly.
AAGGAGGACGACGUGGUGAAGACCGCCACGAUGAAGUCGACGAAGAGCAAGGCCCCCCCGAAGACGGCUGCCAGCUCGGAGCCGGCGGAGCCUUGGGACCCCGACGCCCCCACGGUCAUCACGGUGCGCGUCCGAGUCCCGCAGUUGGUGGGCCCGCCGCAGGACAGGGGAAGCUGGGUGAAGGUCACGGCGGGCGUGAGGGGCGUCUUCGCCUUGCCCGAGCCCUUGGUGGCCCUGAACGGGGGCGACGUUGAGGCCCACCCGCUGAGGUACCAGGGCGUGCUGAUGGGCCAGGCUCUCGGCGAGGGGUCGCUGACCAAGCCCGCGGGCGGCGCGGACGCGGCGGUGGCGGGCGGCCCCGACGCGGCGGGCGCGGAGCUGCCCGAGGCCGAGUGGCGGGCUCUGCAGGAGCUCACCGCCCCGUCCGUGCGUUUCAAGGGCGGGGACGCCAUGGUGUGGUACCGGGGCGCGGGCUUCAUCCGAGACUUUCAGCACAUGCUCAACAGCGUCGGGGGCGUGUGGUUCCACCUGGCGCUGGAAGAGAAGGCCCCCCCGGACCCGAAGAAGGCGGCCCAGGCCGCGCCCGCCAUCGCUGAGCUCGCCAGGCGCUACGGCGGCAAGGCCUGGCUUGACCUCACCGGCCUGAUCCGCCCGGGCGUCCACUCUGUGGUGGCGUGUUGCCCGCUGCAGGACACGGCCAAGGAGCAGCUCGACGGCGUCGCGACUCUGAGCGCCUCGCGCACCUUCGUGUCGAUGUCGCUGCAGCUCGACCGCGAGCUCACGCCCCCGACGCCCGCCGCCGCCCACACGCCGCUGCAUGAGCUGCUGCCCGAGCGCCCCGCCCUGAACAGGUUCCCCUCCUCCGACGACGCCGCCGCCGCCUACCGCGGCGCCGUGAAGAGGGCGUUCGGGGUCGUCUGCCGGGAGCUGCCCGGGGGAGUGCAGGGCGGGCCUCCCGGCGCCGCCGACGCCCUGCGGGACUCCGGCGUCUACAAGGGCUGCAAGGAGGACAUCCGGCGGGCGGUUGUCGGCGUGUUGCGGGAGCGGAUCCGCAAGGACACGACGGUGAUCCCGGGCAAGCCCCUUGGAAGGAGCCAGAAGGAUGAGGUCUUGUCCGGCGCCUACACCUACCUCACCGCCACGAUCGCCGAGGUGCUGGACGAGAUGCGGGCCGAGCUGCCGCCGAGGCCUGAGCCAGACGCCAAGGGUGCGGGCGCCGCCGCGAGGUCACCCGCACAGGAGGCGGUGCCCAAGGCCGCCGGGCCCGAUGGUUUCUCGCAGCCGGGGCGCGGGGGGCUGCUGGCCGCGCCCGGGGGCAGUGGCGCGCAGUGGCAGUCCUCCCCAGCGCAGUCCGCGCGCUCUGGGCAGGCGGGGAGGUGGACCCUGAUGAUGAACGGGACCCCCACUUCGCGGUCGGAGGAGCAGCCACCCCCACCCGCGGCCGAGGAGAGGCCACCGCAGGACCCAAGGGCUGCCGCGCUGGAGGAGGCCGAGGAGGUGGUCCGCGCCAAAGCGGCGCUGGCGGCCGCCUGCGACGCGGGGGAGCGCUGCAAGAGGUUGGCCUACGAGGCCGAGAUCCUGGGCCUGUGGGACCGCGCCGCAGAGCACUGGCAGAGCAGGCUGCUCAUCCCCGAGUUCAGGAGCGACCCCGCGGAGUGGCUCGCCUACGCCAAGUUCUGCUCCCGCUCGCGCGGGCGGCAGGCCGCCGCGGAGGAGGCGCUGGGCCAUGCGCGCCAGCUGCUGGACAGCGGCGAGGGCCUCAGCUCCGUAGAGGUGGAGCUCAUGCUGGGCAGCCUGCUGCUGGACCGCGGCCGCCACGGCGAGGCGAUACAGAUCUUCCGCUCCUGGCACGCCAAGGACCUGGCCGAGCCCACGUACCUCUUCCUCCUGGGCCUCGCGCUGUUCCUCGCGGGGGAGGGCGAGGAGGCCGGGCCGCUGCUGCAAGCGGCCGGCCUGCCCCGCGACUGGUUCGACGGGCUGGAGGAUGACGCCGCCCUCGCGGCGCGGCUCCGCGCCCGGCACCUGGCGGCUGGCGAGCUCGACCCAGCGCCCUACGCGGACUGCUUGGGGCAGCUGCUGGAUUUCGGGCUGCCCAGCCUGGCCUUCACCUUCCUGGACCAGUGCGGCACGCUCCCCGAGGCGUCGCUGCAGUUGGAGCCCUUCGCGCUCCUGGACGCGAGGGCCACGGCGAUGGACAGGGACCACGCGGGGGCCCUGGAGCGCCUGAAGCCCCUGCUCGACAGCGGCCAGGCGUCGCAGGACGCGUGGAGGCUCGGGGGCGAGUGCUACGUCCACCUCAAGGAGGUCGACAAGGCCCUGCCGCUGCUGCAGAAGGCGGUGUCGUUCGAGAAGCAGUUCGAGGACGCCGCGUUCCACAUCACCCUCGGCGGCGUGCUCCUGGCGAAGAAGCGGUGGAAGCAGGCGCGCGAGUCGUUCGUGCGCUCCCUGCAGUGCCGGGCCACCGCGGAGGCGUGGCUCGGCGUGGCCUACGCGGAGCACUACGGUGGGGACCUGCAGCUGGCUCACGAGGCGCUGUGCGAGGCCAACCUCCUGGACGACCAGCGCCCGAAGGUCUGGGCGCAGCUCUGCCUGCUGCACCUGCGGCUUGAGAGCUGGGACUCGGCCGACGACAGCUGCAGGCGCUGCUUGCAGCUCCGCCCAGACUCCGACUGCGAGGUCGCUCUGCAGGAGGUCGCCACGGAGUACGUCCGCCUGCAGCGGCAGCCCGCGCUCGCGGAGGCCGCCGCGCGCCGGGCGCUGGAGAUCCGGGAGUCGGGGCCGUCCCUGGGAGCGCUGGCCGACGCGCUGGGGCAGCAAGGCCGCGCGGAGGAGGCGGUGGGCGUGGCGGAGGCCGCCUUGGAGCAGCUGGUGCACCAGCGCGACGCCAGGGGCACCCUCGUGGGCAAGGUGCUGAAGCUCUGUGAGGCGGCGGGCAGGCCCGACCUCCAGGCCCGCCUGCAGGAAGCGCAGCGGAGCGCGGACGACCAGCACGCUGAGCGGGCGUCGUCCUCCGGGCUGUGACCGCGCGCCCCGUCGCCCGACGGGGGGGCAGCGACAGGGGGAGGAAGAUCGGGUCCUCUGCACACGCUGGGCUCAGGGGGGCGGCUUCUGCGACCUUUGCCGGCGCCCGGAGCCGAGCUGGCGGUGCCAGGAAGUCUCUGGCGGCGCCAGCGCGCGGUACGACGCGCGUCCGAAAGAAGCGGGUCCGCUCGGCACGGCCUUCCCAGAGUCCCUCGAUUCUCAAGUGUUUGGCCGCCGCGAAUGUUUCUGUCUGUCCUGCCUGUAGCUUGCGCUCAUGCCACCGCCGCGGUCGCCGGGGGGUGCUUUGCACCGUGGUCGGCCUUCGCUUGAAGCGCUGACAGGGGUGCUGCCAGGUGUGAUCUGCAAUGGGCGGG